GACGAAGAUGGCGUAAGAAGGGAGUAAAAGAAAGUCUGGUUACCCGAAGGUGUCAGCACGUUGAUUCAUGUUUCGCGAGCGACAACGGCGGCGGCGACGGGUGGACGUGAUCGGUGGUGGUUUCGCGAGUGCUGUGAGCUGUGAACUGUGAGUGCAGUGUAUCACGGUGUGUACGCGGUUGAGAACGAAGGCGUGCGCGCUAGACUCGUACAAGCGUAAGAAGAAGGCUGCGGUGGUCGCGCGUUUUCGUCUCCCGUGCCGCGAGGGCUGCCCUUCGCGAGAAUCCGCGUCGCGCAUGGCACGGCUCCGUGCCUGAGACGCCUUUUUCCCGGAGACAGAGAGAGCGAGUUCGUGCGCGACCGGGGCCCAGCCUCUUCGCGUGCCUCGUCUCGUGUUACAGUUUUCGAGCACCGAGGAGACCGAGUCGCGAGCGAGCCGACAGAAUGACCAGCCAGGAGACGCGCGAUCAAGGGAUCAGCAACGUAGAGACCGAGUACCUCGAGAUCAACUCGAAAGAAGCCUGGGCAAUCCUCUAUCAGCACAUACGCAACGAAUGCAGCCAUUUUACAUACACGUGCAACGAAUCAAAGAAACCGCAGAACAAAAAUUUGAACCGUUACAGAGAUGUUGCUCCAUACGAUCACAGCAGGAUCGUCCUUAAAAGAGGACCAUGCGAUUACAUCAAUGCCAACCUAAUACAAGUAGAUCGUGCUCACAGACAAUACAUCCUUACUCAAGGACCAUUGGAAAAUACUGCCGGCCACUUUUGGCUGAUGGUAUGGGAGCAAAAUUCUAAAGCUGUGUUAAUGUUAAAUAAAAUAAUCGAGAAGAAUCAAGUUAAGUGUUAUCAGUAUUGGCCUCUCGGUGAUUCGUUGGAUCAGACUAUGACGUUUUUGGAUGUCGGUAUAAAAGUAGAAUACGUCAGCAAAACGGAAUCGUCGGAUUACACGACUAGAAUAUUAAAGUUAAUUGAUUUGGAAACAAAGGAAAGUAGAGAAAUAUUGCACUUUCACUAUACUACUUGGCCAGAUUUCGGAGUGCCGCAAAGUCCGACAGCCUUUCUGCACUUUUUGGCAGACGUUAGGCAGUCGGGAGCGUUAGAUCAAAAUGUUGGCCCCCCUGUUGUGCAUUGCUCUGCUGGCAUCGGAAGGUCUGGAACGUUUUGUUUAGUCGACACGUGUCUUGUUUUGAUCGAAGAAAGCGGAUUGAAUUCUGUGAAUGUUAGAGAUGUGUUGAUCGAAAUGAGAAGAUCCAGAAUGGGUUUAAUUCAAACACCGGAUCAACUACGAUUUUCGUAUGCUGCUAUUAUAGAAGGAGCAAAACAAUUGCCAUCCAACAACGUGAACAUCGACAAUGAGGUAGUAACGAAUCAUUACGACGUGGUAAAUAAUAUUAGUAAUUCUACGAUCGAAGAUGAGGACGAACCGCCUCCUUUGCCACCUCCAAGAGGCGAAUCUCUAACGCGUAGUAUGAUGGCGGAUCUAACUUCGAACACAACUACGAAGAAUGAUGCAUUAGGUGGACCACCCGACAAGCCAUUACCCAGAGAACCGUCUGCCAACACGGAAGCGUCUAGCAGUCCACCCUCUGCAAACUCUACGAUAAUUACAAACAAUUUGCACGAAAAGAGUUCCGAUGGCGUUGCAGUGCCCAACGAAACUACCAGCGACGGUGAAAACUCUUUACAAACGACCAGUCCUCCGUCCAGUCCUGAUGCGAAAAACGAAGUACGUCAUCGCAAUAAAGAAAAGAAGGAACGUCUGGCAGCACAAGUACGGGAGAUGAAACGUCGACAAAAGGAGACAGAAGAAUGGCAGAAGCUCAAGAGGUCAUUAUUUAAGCCUCUUUCAAUAGGCAUAGGCGCCGCAAUUGUUGGUGGGGGUAUUCUAGCAAUCUGUGGCUAUUUGUAUAUGCGAGGUUAGGACAGACUUGUUUCGAGUUGGUCAGUGAUACUAGAUGAUUCGCACAUUCGAGAAUAGUUACUUUCACCACGAGAUAUUUAACAGUUCUAUUCGCACGUGUCAUCGAUUACAGUCAGGAAUGAGUAAUUAAUCAGGGAGAAGCAUUCGGUAUUACGUAAUUGGAAGCAGAUCACGCGAGACGCUGUCGGUAAGAAACUUUGGUUAGCGGAAGGCGAGACCAGUUAUCAAAGGAAUGUUAGAGAGAAGUAACUUAUUCUGAGAAAGUGCAUCUGUAAAGGACAUUGUUGCAUGGCGAAGAAGCUAAAGAAAGAUCGAUAGAUCGAUCGAGAAGGAAAAACGAAGGAGAAGGGGGAGAUCUUCAAUUUGUAUUUUUAUAUUGUGAUUUACUCGAUGAGUACGUAGAAUAUUAGAAAGUAUACAUUCUUUUGAAGAUCCUUUUAUUAGGUUCCCUUGACAGUCGCAAUUUUCGAAGUGAGUAGAGUAUUUCGUAUUUCGUGUUUCCAGUUACGAUGAGAGAAUAAGAGGCGCAUUGAGUCAAAUUAUUUUUUUUUUUUGUCAUUCGAAUUAUAAAUCUGGAAUAUGUUUUUCUUAAUAUAUAAAUGAAUUAUUUGCAUCGCGCGAAUUAAAAGGAAAAAGGAAGAAAGGUCUCGGAGAAGCGACGAAUCAAUGCCCUUGUUAUUCGUACAUCGUAACAACUGUAAGGUCAUAUACGAUACACAUUAUACGAAGUGGGUGCGUAACGAUUUCGGUAAGAAAACUUGAUUAUUUAUCUUCCAAUAGAGAGACAAACGCAAGUAUUAAUCCACCACAUUUCCUUUCUACUUCUUGAACACUCGAAUAGAUUUAGCUAUUUUCAUUUGACUAACCCGUUUGCAGUCGGCAUUUCAGUUUUGAUAAUCCUUUAAUUUCGUCAAGUAAUCUUCGAAUAAAUUAGAUAUCUAUCAUUAGCAAUUAUCCAGGGUACCAAAUUCAUUCGCUUAGAGGUUAUAAGCACCCGAUCACUUCGCUAGAAUCUAAUGAAUAUAUUCGUGAUAGGAGUAGAGAAAUGUUAACGAUUCUAACCGUAGUAUACACAGUAAAUGUUUUUAAAGUAACUUGCCCGUUGAAGUAGAGUCCAUUCUUCAGUAGAAUGUUCACGGAGAAGGGAAGUCGUAUUAGAAUUAGCGUAAGUGAUGCCUGUGACGUACCAUGGCCCGUUCUUUACGUGGGAUACCGUUUAUUUCGAAUCAUCGUCGAUUUCAUUUAACACUUGUUCCUGGGGCUAUGAGUAAAGAGGUACUUUCGGCUUUCUCUCUUCCUCGAAGGAACGCAGGUCACCAAAAUAUUCCGUUAAAUGGCUACUUGUGCCUUCGACCGUGUGCUUGAUGUCUCGCGGAAUUUCGUAAAAGCUCAUGGACGUUUAUAUGAGCGAUUUUGUAUCGAGAGUAGUUGAAGGAAUCUUUUCUACGCAAGAACAUUCCUGGUAUACAGAGGUGGAAGGAUAGUAUCGAAUUCCACUUGAAGUAAUUAGCGUCGACCCAAUAACGUUUCGAUUAAUGAAAAUUGCACAGGGGCUCGUUGCAUGAUAUUCCAGCGCAAAGAAUCGCGCCUGUUGCGUUUCAACAUUGCGACAGAGCAAUUGACAAAGCGGGUGCCAAACGAACGAGAAGCCAACAAGAAUUUUGUACGCCACGCAUAACUGAACAUACUUAUAUAUCGAAUACUUCUUCGAUUCGAAUCAGUUUCUGGCAUCGGAUCAGGUAUUCAGGUAUCGCGGUGUUCGAUCGCGCUGAAUUGUAUCGAGUUAUCGAAACGAAUCGUAGGAACUUCCUCGCACGCUUGAAAAUUAAAGACUCGGGGGGGGGAGGGGAUUAACGAGAACAAUUCUAGCGAUACUUUCUGUGUACUUUACGCGAGAAGUAUCGAAACCAAUAGCGGGAACUGAUUCGCUCAGGAAAACACGUUAAAAUAACGAACCGUUUCAUGGUCGUGUUAGUAAAUUUUAUUUUAUACACGUUUAACACCUUUUUAAAGCGUUUUUCUACGGCAACAGCAUAACUCGCGUCGAGCCUCUUCUAAGCUCGACGAGACCUCGCUUUCGCGUCAGAUGAAAACGGGAGAAGUGGGGUGGGGUUAAAAGUAACGUUUUCUAAAACACGAUUUCCACCCAAAACUUGCCCAGUGGUACGUUCGGAUCCAUUGGGCAUCGCAGAAAGACUGAAUACGUCUAAUUGUGUCUAGAGGGGACGGAGUUAAGAAAAGGUAAACAAAAGAAGAUAAAAAAGAAAGAAAAAAAAAAAAGAAGUACAUAAACGUGUUAAGCCUGUAUUCUUAAGCUGAGCUUUUAUGUAAGUCACAAUUACGAAACUGAAGUAGAUGAAGACUUUGUCGGAUCGCGUUCCAAGACGAGCGGAAACAGGGGGUGUCGCGCGGUUCGCGGUCUCGGCUUUCCUCGAUGGGAGAGCACGCGUCGCGAACAAAUUGUAUUUUGUACUUUUGUACGUUGCUGGCUCCACAUUGGAAUGCGAUCUUGCAAAAAAAAAAAAAAAUAAGUAAAAGACAAAGAAAUAAGAAACAAACGAGAUUUUCGGGUACGUUGCAUCCGUAUGCGUCCGCGUGUUCGUCUCACGACUACGGCGAACAUACAUUAAUUUAGAGAUAUCAUGUUCCAUUCGAAGCGAUGUUACACAUGUUCGAAUUUAAUACAGUAUUCUGUCGUCGGUACCGUCUACCUGUGUGCACCAUUAUCACGUUACCUGAUUUUUCUGCCUAGAGAGCGUUUGUACCAUUAGACAAGUGCGCGGUCUGGAGAGACGCAUUUUGCAUAUACAUUUCAUAUGGUAUAUAUAAUAUAUCGAACAAUUAACGUACGGAGAGCGUGAAAACAAUUGCAACUCUCACGUAGGAGAGAAGAACGCGCGUACGAACCUUCAUUUGGAUCGAUUCUGUCGAACGAAAGCGAUGGUAGUGUUCCUAGUGCGAUCGACAAAUUCGAUAUUUUUUAUAUUUUCUUUUUUAGAGACACUAGAACCACCGGGCGAGGCUUUCGAGGCUAUCGUCGCGGCCCAGAUUAGUCGAUACCGUUCGGAAAGCUGUCGCGCGCGGUAUUCUAAGAUCUUUAUUUCAUUUUCCAGAAGGAACGUAGAUCGCAAUCGGAAGCUUUUCGACGGUCGUAGCCGGUGUUUGUCAACGAGUCAAUUAGUGAACGGAAUUCGUUUUGGACUAGUCCGAUAACUUUUUCGUUCGAAGACGAUCGAUCAUCGACGAAGGCGUUGUACGCGUUUACCCUGAAAUUCUCGAGUUUCCUUGUUCGUAACGAUCGUCGAGAAAACCGGGGCGACCGUUUCUCCGCGUGGCGUUCGAACUCGACUCCCCUGUUCGUCGCGUGUAGCUCCCGGAGAAGAGCGAGAGAAUGCGUGCGUGCGCGAGUGCGAGAGAGACAGAGGAACGUAUCAACCCCCGUGAGCUAGAAUCCACGAAAGACACACGGUGCUAAUCGAAAGUUCCAAAAAAAAAAAAAAAAGAAAAGAAAAAGAAAGGUAAAGAGAACAGGUGUGCGAGAGCGAGAACAGAAAAAAAAAACGGUUUCUCUACGAACAAAAGAAGAUGAAAACAAAGGGGAGGGGGAGGCAUUCGUUCGGAUUUUCUGAUUUAAAAAAAGGGAAAAAUCGUUCGUUUCUUUUUGUCUAUUUAUUCCCACGAUAAUCUCUCUGUCGCGUGCAUACAAUAGACAUAAAACGUUGUAACUACAAGGAACCGCAGAAACAUAGUUAAGUGCCUACUCGUGCGAAAACGAAAGGAAGGGGGAAAAAAUGGGAAUCACAAUGAAAUUACGAACCGGUAGUAGCAUUAACGAUUACGAUACUAUAUAACUAUUAACUACGCUAUAUUAUAUUAUACGCAAUCCCUCGCCUUUUGGCGGAGCGUAGUCGUCGAGCAAGUGAAUCCUUCGUUAUCCGACAAUAUAUAAAGAAUAUAGAUAAUCGUUCCAGUAAAUCUAUUAUCGUCUGAUCGCCGAGCUGAUCGUAACACGAGCUUUCCGAACGAUUACGAUACUUCCUGUCGUGGUAGACGUUCGCUUCUCAAAGAGGAACGCCGUCGUAAAAUUGAAGCACGUUCACGCCGCCGGUGCUGUUUGUGUUUCUCACCCAUAGGGCGGCGCAGUGAUACACGCCGUCUGAUUGACACGCGAGUGCGAGCCACCGGUGGUACACGCCGGCGUGAACGUGUUAAACAGCAGAGGUGGUAAUUCGGUUAAUUACAAACGCGUUCCGACGCUGAGGGUGCCACCCAGCGAGGAGUAAGAACUUCGUAACGGUAGAAAGAAUGUCUAAAGGCGAGGACACGAAAGGCAAUAAUAAUAUAUAACGCGUUUUACAAAGUCGAAGAAGAAUUAAGUGAGAAAAAAUGGUUCCUGUUCCUCGGCAUCGAACGCGUCAUAGGGGUCCCUUUCAAUCGUUACGUGACACGAUUAAGAUCGGUUAAAGCUUUCGGCAAAAUGCAUCGGACCCCGAAUAUUCUCGUGAGACGAUGAACGGUCUCGGCGAUCAGAUCCCCGAAAGCUGUGAAUCGAGUUGCGCUCGUUACUAGCGAAAGACGAAGAAACGGAGAAAAAGACGAGGACGACCGAGGGUAUAACGAUCCGGUCGUCCUCGAGAGUAAGAAAACUGGCAACGGUAGGAAGUUACUUCUCCCUGAAGCCUAAUUGCAUCCUGCGACUCGACGUUACAGUUAACUAUAUUUACGAGAAAAAAAAAAAGUAUGUACCGUUGUAGAAGUAUAUCGAGUGGUAUUUUAAUGUAAAAGUUACACGAGAGAAGUGAGAAAUGGCAGAUCCGUACUAUAUAGAGUUAGAAGGAUUUAGACGAGGGGGCGAAAGAAGUGAAACGAGAGAACGUUCCGGUGAAGAAUCGGUGAAAAACGCGUAACUAUUCGUCGUACUAUCGACCACGAACAACAUUCCCCGCGUGGACGAUCGUCCACGCGAACGACGGGCAAAAUUUUCGUUCGAUGGUUAUCGAUGCCCUCUGAAAUUGCAUUAUAUAUUUUUAAUUAGUUUUCCGAUCGUUCGUCCAUCGUUCGAAUAAAAUUUUGCCCGUCCUCGACGCGAAUCGACGCCGCUUCGCUUCUUUGCCCGCGACACACAGAACAGAGCCAAACGAAUAACUGGAUAGCAUGACGUUCAAGGCUUGCGCGCAAUAAAAUGUUAUUUACGUUGAUGAAAGAGAACAAGACGGAGAAAAGAAACUCGAAAUAACGAACCGAGCGACAAAACGUCAUGAAACUCUCACGACGCGCAUAUUCUUUUUCUCUUCUUUCUAUUUUUUUUUUUUUUUCUUCCUUUAAAUCCCAUGUAGAGAGACUCGUAGACGAGAUUCCCCGUUGCGUACUAGAUCGAUCAAUACAGGAAAGGAUUUUUUCGUA
This is a messenger RNA of Hylaeus anthracinus, 7325 nucleotides long. It is a transcript of the gene Ptp61F, whose product is annotated as tyrosine-protein phosphatase non-receptor type 2. NCBI's taxonomy places the organism in Eukaryota, Metazoa, Arthropoda, Insecta, Hymenoptera, Colletidae. The record is from RefSeq and is a predicted model, not a curated record. Gene Ontology annotation, biological process: protein dephosphorylation. The transcript has 8 exons. Gene Ontology annotation, molecular function: protein tyrosine phosphatase activity. The coding region runs from base 444 to 1922 and encodes 492 amino acids.